CGAACCAAAUGUUAUCCGACGCAAAUCUAUAAUCGUCGUCCCUUAUAAAUGUCAGCGUUGUCUGAAAUAAACGCGAAAAAUAUGCCGGAGGACACGAAAUUAAUAAAUAAAAACAUAAGUACAGCAACUAAAAGUGAUACUAUGAAUAGUUUAAUUGAUAAAAACAAUAUCAAAAGUGUUAGUGAUUCCGAAACGACAAUAAAAGUUAAAAGUGUUAUUCCCAGAAAAAGACAGGAGCUACUGAAAUGGUACGGCUGGGGGUACAAAGAUUCAAUGUUCAAACUGGAAGACGGUAACGCCAUCUUUACGGGCAACAGAUAUUCAAUAGGUGGCAAGACUCUACCAUACUGCAUUCAAUGGGUUAAUGAAAAUUUCAACGUGGAUAUAACCAAACCACCGAAGAUUCCAUUAUUACCCGACUCGUUCACAAGAAGCAGACUACCUGAUAACAUUAAAGAGGAGUUGGAGAAGAUAGCUCUUGUCAGUGUUGACGGUUUGGACAGAUUGAUCAGAGCACACGGACAGACACUCAAAGAUAUAUCACUGUUAAGAAGUAACAGCUUCAAAAGAAUACCUGAUGCUGUUAUAUGGCCUGAGAGUCACGAACAAGUGGUACAAAUCGUGCAGUGCGCGUCCCGGCAUCGUUUCGUGAUCAUCCCGUUCGGCGGUGGUACGUCAGUGUCCGGUGCGAUUACCUGCCCGGAGGACGAGCCGCGGCCGAUAGUCGUACUGGAUACAAGCGAUAUGAACUCCAUACUAUGGAUGGAUAAGGAACAAUUGCUGGCUAGAGUGCAGGCGGGUAUCGUAGGCCAGGAUUUAGAGCGAGAGAUGCGUGCUCGGGGGUUCACGGUCGGCCAUGAACCAGAUUCAUACGAGUUCUCUACGUUGGGAGGAUGGGUCGCAACUCGUGCUAGCGGCAUGAAGAAGAACACGUACGGGAAUAUUGAGGAGCUGGUUGUGCAGACUAAGGUGGUGACUCCAGCAGGUGUGAUAGAGAGGAGUUGUCGAGUGCCGCGCAUCUCGUGCGGCCCCGACUGGGAACAUGUCGUCAUGGGAUCCGAAGGAUGUCUCGGUGUUGUUACUGAGGUGACACUAAAGAUCCGUCCACUCCCACCAGUGGUGCGGUACGGAUCUCUGGUCUUCCCCCAUUGGGAGGCCGGCUUCAAGUUUGAGAGGGAAGUGGCGCGGCAAAGACUGCAGCCAUCCAGCAUACGUCUCAUGGAUAACGAACAGUUUCGUUUCGGUCACGCGGUUAAGACGGAAUCGUCUUGGGGUGGAGUGAUACUGGACGGGCUGAAGAAGUUCUACAUAACUUGUAUCAAGGGCUUCGACCCUCACAAGUUGUGUGUGGUGACGCUGCUGAUGGAGGGCAGCAGCGAGCAGGUGGCCGACAGGGAGAAGAAGCUGAACGCCAUCGCCGCACUCUUCGGGGGUAUACCGGGGGGUGCUAACAAUGGAGAGGUCGGGUACACAUUGACCUUCGUCAUCGCUUAUAUACGGGAUCUGGCGCUGGAGUACGAUAUAGUGGCGGAGUCGUUCGAGACUUCGGUAUCGUGGGACCGUACGUUGUCUUUGUGCGCUAACACAAAGCGACGUGUUCGUGACGAGUGUGCUCGCAGACAUAUUGACCGCUAUCUCAUCUCCUGUCGACUUACACAGACUUAUGACGCGGGAUGCUGCAUCUACUUCUACUUCGCGUUCAACAGUGCGGGCUGCACAGAUGCAGUCGCUACAUACGAGGAGAUCGAGGAUGCUGCACGCGACGAGAUACUUGCCAACGGAGGUUCAAUAUCUCAUCACCAUGGUAUAGGCAAGCUGCGUAAGAAAUGGUACGAGCAGACAGUGAGCUCUGCUGGCCGCAGACUGCUGCUGGCGGCCAAACAAGCGCUAGAUCCAGACAAUAUAUUCGCAUUGGGCAAUAUGGCCUUCGACGAAUACACAAACGAACAUGAAAUCAAGAGUAAAUUAUAAUUAAUGUAUAAUUAAUGGAAUUAUGGAGUUCUAGAUUUAGUUU
This is a messenger RNA of Papilio machaon (common yellow swallowtail), 2014 nucleotides long. It is a transcript of the gene Agps, whose product is annotated as alkyldihydroxyacetonephosphate synthase. The record is from RefSeq and is a predicted model, not a curated record. Gene Ontology annotation, biological process: lipid biosynthetic process. Bases 49 to 1971 code for a protein of 640 amino acids. The transcript has 11 exons. Gene Ontology annotation, molecular function: FAD binding; alkylglycerone-phosphate synthase activity. Lineage: Eukaryota; Metazoa; Arthropoda; Insecta; Lepidoptera; Papilionidae.